Rhinichthys klamathensis goyatoka is the source of this 2104-nucleotide messenger RNA. Its product is annotated as gamma-aminobutyric acid receptor subunit beta-2. Gene Ontology annotation, molecular function: extracellular ligand-gated monoatomic ion channel activity; neurotransmitter receptor activity; GABA-A receptor activity. Gene Ontology annotation, biological process: nervous system process; chemical synaptic transmission; signal transduction. NCBI's taxonomy places the organism in Eukaryota, Metazoa, Chordata, Actinopteri, Cypriniformes, Leuciscidae. Gene Ontology annotation, cellular component: neuron projection; membrane; GABA-A receptor complex. The record is from RefSeq and is a predicted model, not a curated record. The transcript is spliced from 10 exons. The coding region runs from base 208 to 1881 and encodes 557 amino acids.
AAAGAACACUAAAACUGCUCAUGAAGUAGCUUUUAAAGCCCACUUGACAAGACAGGGCUCCUUUUUUGCAUGAUGCACAAACAAUGCAGAUAUAAUGCCAUCUAUUUUACUGUUCACUCUGGUGUUAUCGUUGUUUUCCCUUAAAUAUUUCCCUGUCUCUGGUCGGGAAGUGCUCUUCUAGCACCAUCAGCGCCAUACCGCUCCUGGAUGCUGCGCUGGAGUACGCAUGCGCACCACAGUGGAAUUACUGCACAGCGCACUCUAAGUUGGAUUUUCUCUGUCUUCACGGAAACCAGAAAACAUAAAAGUAUGGAGAUCUUUAGAAUACGAGAAAAGGGCUUUAUGCGCGUCUGGACGUUCCCCGUGAUAAUGGCUGUGGUGUGUGCGCAAAGUGUCAAUGAUCCAAGCAAUAUGUCUAUCGUAAAAGAAACUGUUGAUAGACUAUUGAAGGGAUAUGACAUUCGCUUGAGGCCAGAUUUUGGAGGUCCUCCGGUGGGAGUGGGGAUGAAUAUAGACAUUGCCAGCAUAGACAUGGUAUCAGAAGUGAAUAUGGACUACACAUUGACUAUGUAUUUCCAGCAAGCCUGGCGAGACAAACGCCUGUCCUAUUCUGAGAUUCCUCUUAACCUGACGCUGGAUAACAGGGUAGCUGAUCAGCUGUGGGUGCCGGAUACAUACUUCCUGAAUGACAAGAAGUCUUUUGUACAUGGUGUAACAGUGAAGAACAGAAUGAUCCGUCUUCAUCCAGAUGGCACUGUGCUUUAUGGGCUCAGGAUUACUACCACCGCCGCCUGCAUGAUGGACUUACGCAGAUACCCACUAGAUGAGCAGAACUGCACACUGGAAAUCGAGAGCUAUGGCUACACCACAGAUGAUAUUGAGUUCUACUGGCGAGGUGGCGACCAUGCAGUAACGGGGGUUGAAAGGAUAGAGCUUCCUCAGUUCUCUAUAGUGGACUACAAACUCAUCUCGAAAAACGUGGUGUUUUCUACAGGUUCAUAUCCUCGCCUCUCCCUGAGCUUCAAGCUUAAGAGAAACAUUGGCUACUUCAUUCUGCAGACCUACAUGCCUUCAAUCCUAAUCACCAUCCUAUCUUGGGUAUCCUUCUGGAUCAACUAUGAUGCCUCGGCUGCCAGGGUUGCUUUAGGCAUCACCACCGUGCUGACCAUGACCACCAUCAACACACAUUUGAGGGAGACUCUUCCAAAGAUUCCGUACGUCAAAGCCAUUGACAUGUACCUGAUGGGCUGUUUCGUGUUCGUCUUCCUGGCUCUGCUGGAGUACGCGCUGGUCAACUACAUUUUCUUCGGUAGGGGACCGCAGCGGCAGAAGAGAGCGGCAGAGAAAGCCUCGUCAGCCAACAAUGAAAAAAUGAGAAUGGAUCCCAACAAAUGGUUGAUGGGAAAUGUAGUUCAGAGAGACGAUGCUCUGUAUGCCAGAAUGAAACAGAGGGAUAUUGACGCACAUGACUCCAUGUGGGAACCAAUCUUUGUGGAUGAUGCAGCAUUAGGACUAGGCGAUUCAAAAAAUAAGAUGGACCCCCAUGAAAACAUCCUUCUCAGUCCUCUGGAGAUCAAGAAUGAAAUGGGCACAUCCGAGUUAAGCCUGGGUUUGGGCGACCCCCGCUCCACCAUGCUGGCCUUUGACAGCACCACGCUGCAGUAUCGGAAAGCCGGCCUGGCCAGGCACAACUUUGGGCACAAUGCGCUGGAACGCCACGUUGCUCAGAAGAAGAGCCGACUACGGCGGCGCACUUCACAGCUUAAAAUCAACAUCCCUGACUUAACUGAUGUAAAUUCAAUCGACAAAUGGUCGAGAAUGAUCUUCCCCACCGUAUUUUCUUUCUUCAAUGUCAUCUAUUGGCUUUAUUAUGUCAACUAACUGGAUUGCGGGGCCGUCCAAGAAGCACCACUUAUUUUUAUGUCAGUAUAUUCUUCUGUUAUCCUGCGUCUGAUUUUGCAAUACAAGCAGGACUUAUGUUGACAGAUUAAAAUCAGGACUAACUCUCUUUAACCUUGGGUUCACCUUAAUUGCUGGCUGACACCGAAACUCUAAAGAGGUUAAGAACAAAUGGUGCCUAUUCCAAAAUCCAGUAGUCUUUAGU